AUGGCUGAGGCUUUUUGUUUUACUGAGGUGCAACUGAGACUGCAAGCUGAGACAAAUGCUAAGGCAAUAAGAUUUGGCAAGGGCCAGCAGCCUAAGCCUAGAGCAGAGCUGAUGAAGCAGAAUGAGAAGAUUGAGGCUAUUAUGCUCAAACAUGGCAUCACUCAAGACAAGGUCAACAAACACAUUGGAGGCAAAAAGCACUACAAGGGGCAUUGUAAUGUGCAACUCGCCAAUGCUCUGAUGCACACAAAAACCCAGGAAGUCAACACAGAUUGUCCUCACAGGGCAAAACAUACACUUGACAAGAUUCAAGAAAUGGUGAAUGAUGAUGAAACUUUGCAGAACCUAUCACCCAAGGAUCAGCUGUUAUGAACUAGGAUUAUUGUAACAACAGCAGCUUGAUAAGAGCAAUGGCUGAAGUUAAGUCAAGACCUUGCAAAUGCAAGGGUCGUAAGACAAGACAAAGAGAGUGUCUCCA
Messenger RNA from Suillus subaureus, 478 nucleotides. RefSeq lists its product as uncharacterized. The record is from RefSeq and is a predicted model, not a curated record. Bases 1 to 372 code for a protein of 123 amino acids. Lineage: Eukaryota; Fungi; Basidiomycota; Agaricomycetes; Boletales; Suillaceae. The transcript has 4 exons.